This is a messenger RNA of Rosa chinensis, 944 nucleotides long. Its product is annotated as F-box protein PP2-B15. The transcript is spliced from 3 exons. Gene Ontology annotation, molecular function: protein binding. The coding region runs from base 16 to 831 and encodes 271 amino acids. The record is from RefSeq and is a predicted model, not a curated record. NCBI's taxonomy places the organism in Eukaryota, Viridiplantae, Streptophyta, Magnoliopsida, Rosales, Rosaceae.
AGCGCAUAAAUAAAUAUGUACACCAUGAGCUUGGAGGAUUUGCCCCAAGACUGCUUCGAGCAGAUUUUAUCAUUGACAUCUCCCGGAGAUGCAUGUCGUUCCUCGUUAGUCUCGUUGUCGAUUCGUGCCAUGGCCGAUAUGGAUAGUUUGUGGGGUAUGUUUUUGCCGUCGGACUAUCCAGAAAUUCUGUCCAGAUUAGUCACUCCAAUACCUUAUUCAUCCAACAAGGACUUGUUCAUCAGGUUGUGCAGUCCAAAUCUAAUCGAUUGUGGUAAAAAGAUGUUCUCAAUAGAGAAAUCAACAGGUAAAAAAUGUUACAUGUUAAGUGCAAGGGAUCUUUCAAUUACAUGGGCGUGCAAUCCUCUCUAUUGGAGUUGGAAGUGUUCCUCCGAAUCAAGAUUUGCAGAGGUUGCUGAACUCAGAACCAUCUGGUGGCUAGAAAUAUAUGGCACCAUGAAUAGUCAAUUGCUAUCACCAAAAACAGUUUAUAGUGCUCAUCUUGUUAUCAAGUUGGCCAAUCGUGCAUAUGGUUUGGACUCAUUACCUUCUGAGAUUUCACUUGAAGUUGGCAAUUACAAAUCACAAGGCACUGUAUACUUGAGUGCAAAUCGGAAGACAACAGAAGUAGACGAACGUGUGAGACCAAUCAGGGUUCUGGAAGAACGUCUUCGUGAGCGAACAGAUGGAUGGAUGGAGAUUGAACUGGGGAGCUUUUACAAUGAUGGAUGUUAUUAUAACAAGGAUGUGAAGAUGAGCCUAAAAGAAGUUAAGGGUGCACACCUAAAAGGUGGCCUUAUUGUUGAGGGAAUUGAGAUUAGGCCAAAAAAUUAGUGCAUUUAUUUUCCCCUCUCCUAAUUUCUGAACUUUCAGUGUAAAUGGACUACGAUCAAUUGAAAUUUUUUUAAUUAUUUUAUUUUCUAAAUAACAUUUCAAUUUAUUUUAGA